AUCUCAUAAACCCCACCUUGGACAUCGACCAGACAACCCAAUUUCUUUCUCGCAACUCUCCCAGCUCUACAAAUACCCGACCUUUCUCUUCUUUUCGAAUCAACUCUUCACAUCCUUCAAAAUGGGCUUCACCGACCUCCUUUCCGAAACUGGAGCUCACGUGCUCAACAGCUGGUUGAGCACCCGCUCUUACAUUGUUGGCCAAUCUGCCUCUCAGGCUGAUGUUGCUGCCUUCAAGGCUCUCUCCGGCCCCCCCUCCGGCGAGAGCUACCCCCACGCCGCUCGAUGGUACAAGCACAUCGCCAGCUACGAGAGCCAGUUCGCCACCCUUCCCGGUGAUGCUUCUGCUCCCUACAGCACCUACGGUCCCGGCUCCGCUGAGGUGACCCUCAACCCCGCCAAGGCCCCUGAGAAGGCUGAGGAGGCCGCCGCUGAGGAGGACGACGAUGUCGACCUGUUCGGUAGCGACGAUGAGGAGGAGGAUGCUGAGGCCGCUCGCGUCCGCGAGGAGCGCCUUGCUGAGUACCGCAAGAAGAAGGAGAACAAGCCCAAGACCAUCGCCAAGUCCGUCGUCACUCUUGACGUUAAGCCUUGGGAUGACGAGACUGACAUGGCUGCUCUCGAGGCUGCCGUCCGUUCUAUUGAGAAGGACGGUCUGACUUGGGGUGCUUCCAAGCUCGUCCCCGUUGGUUUUGGUGUCAAGAAGCUCCAGAUCAACCUCGUUGUUGAGGAUGAGAAGAUCUCCGUCGCCGACCUUGAGGAGGAGAUCCAGGAGUUCGAGGACUACGUCCAGUCCACUGACGUUGCUGCCAUGCAGAAGCUGUAAAAAGCCUGCGUUAGCAAUGUCAACUUAUGAUGAGGCACGACGGCGAGGAUUGAUGACCAAUGGGAUCUUAUGAUUUUCAAAUGAGCUACGUAAAAGGCGGAAAAAAUCAUGAAUCCUGCACCUUCGCACCAAACAUAGAUGAAAAUAAAAACAAAAAAUGAUAGAUCAAAACAUG
Molecule: messenger RNA, 1001 nt
Organism: Fusarium graminearum PH-1
Lineage: Eukaryota; Fungi; Ascomycota; Sordariomycetes; Hypocreales; Nectriaceae
Product: elongation factor 1-beta
Exons: 4
Coding region: 122-826 (234 amino acids)
Biological process (GO): translational elongation
Cellular component (GO): eukaryotic translation elongation factor 1 complex; cytosol
Molecular function (GO): translation elongation factor activity; guanyl-nucleotide exchange factor activity
Source: RefSeq, a predicted model, not a curated record